CGUGUGGAGGGAGCGUCAAGGCAACAGGUGAACUGGGCAUCAGUGAUGUCCGUAAGCUGGUAGAAGCAAGACGAGUCCUCCAGAGGUACGAUACAUUCAUGGCACACUCUUGCCUCUAAAGCCACAUCGUCCCCACGCUGGAUAUCCCCACGCUGGCCAUAUCAUGAACUCUGCAACAGUUUCGUUGCAGCGUGAGCUGCGAGUGUGUGUUGCCUAGCAGCAGGAGCAACAACAGCAGAAGAAGCAGCAGUCGUGGUCAGCGAGGCGUGAGGUGCACAAGUCCCAAUAUGGAAGUGUAUUUUACGCGCCAGAAGAGGAAGUGCGAAGGCCAGAGUGCGUCGUCUUGCAGGGUCCACUGACCACUGACCCUCACCAUCUGCCUUGCAGAGAUACACCUGCCCUACAGAGACAUACACCUGCUCUACAGAGGCACUACUGCCCUGCAGAAACAUAGCUGCCCUGCAGAGACACCUACCCCCAACAUCUGUAGAAAUGAUGCAUUAUAGCCAAGGCGAUGUUCGAAGUGAUUGAAUGGUAAAUUAAUUGUGUAACUUAGCCAAGUGAAAACAUUUAUUAUUUAAGUUUCAAGUGAUACAGCAGAGCCUGAGCUUUGUUGUAAGGGACUUCAGCUUAGUGUUACAUAGAAAAAUCAGCAAAAAUGAGUGACUUCGAUGCCAGCGAAGUAGUUAUCAGCUGAAGUAGAAACUUAAUAAUCUCCCUGAUAAGGUUUUAAAACCACUCAUCUUUUAUACGGUUUGUGUCCCCUGUAGAAAGGAUGAUCGACCUGAGUGGACGGGUGAUGGAGGGGUCAACGCAGGAGCAACGGAGAGACGCAGCCUCCAACAAUAACAUCACCAACAACACCAACAACAGGAACACCCGCUCCAGGGACAAUUAUGCCCUACGACCCAGGACCAUCAUCAAGAGGCUGCAACACGAAAUUAUCCGGAAAGAGGUUUCCAAAAGGUCUCCAAGGUCUAAGUCAAGACCCGCACCACUGUCAAAGUAUCGAAGAAAAACUGCUAAUGCUCGAGAACGUCACCGCAUGAAGGAGAUCAAUAAUGCGUUCGAAUCUCUGCGUAAGGUUCUCCCCGACGCCUUGGAAGUUCAAGCAAAUUCCUCAUCAAUGACAAAGAUCACGACUCUGCGUCUGGCUGUGGACUAUAUCAGAGCUCUGUCACACGUCCUGCAGGAGACUGGCGACGAGGAUCUCUGCUCCAUCCAAAAUACCUUGCAAACUUCCAUACAAAACUCUUUGCAACAUUCGCUGCAACACUCACCACUACAACCAUCUUUUCAGUAUUCCUUUCAAAAAAUAGCACCUGCUUCUGGGGACCUGACGACCUUCCAGUACCAACACUCAACGUCACAUCAUCCUCAGUAUCCACAGCUGCUGCAGUGCUGUUCACCAUAUAACACCACCCUAUCCCUCACCUAUUCUUCUUCCACCGAUCUCAAGUCCCUCAGCAGUGCUAGUGACAUCGAGGACCUCCUCUCUGACGACUCCCGACUACUGGAAGACAACCUGGAUGUCUUUCACAAUAUACCAACCUUAGCUGUAGCUGACCCUUUCGAGAUACUCCUGGUGGGGGAGAAGGACGGCCUCUCCUUCACCUCGGAGUUGUGAAAUUAAGGGUAUCGUGAAUGUUAUUUGACUUAGUGAUGAAAUAUUUCCGUUAGAAAUAAGCUAGAACACCGUGUUGAUACUCCGUAUAGUUCUUAAGCCUCAGCAUCUUCUGCUGGUGAGUUAAGACGUCUAGGCGAACGUCUGUACCCAGUCGGAUAAAUUCUCCACAUAUUCAGCGCUGACGGACGCUACACAAGGAGAAAUGAUGGCUGUUAAAUAUUCAUGGGGAUGCCCAGUGAUUUGCAUACCCUGUCAGUUACCUGUUCGUGGUAUGGAGAGACACAACAUGACUCUCAGGUCGAGUCUGCUGCCCAAGUAACUGAGUGCCUCUGUCUCCCCCCCAGGCGAUGCUAGUCUAUUUACAAGUGCCAUAAUACGAGAUGUAUUCCAGCCACACCUUCGUUCUUCAGCUGUGACACUUUAACUUUUCUCAGUGCACUAAAACCACGUCAUUUUUAUAAUUAGCCUAUGUUUAGGUCAAUACCACAAUAGAAACUA
This is a messenger RNA of Cherax quadricarinatus, 2125 nucleotides long. Its product is annotated as helix-loop-helix protein ngn-1-like. Gene Ontology annotation, cellular component: nucleus. Gene Ontology annotation, biological process: axon development; positive regulation of transcription by RNA polymerase II; sensory organ development. Lineage: Eukaryota; Metazoa; Arthropoda; Malacostraca; Decapoda; Parastacidae. Gene Ontology annotation, molecular function: protein dimerization activity; E-box binding; DNA-binding transcription factor activity, RNA polymerase II-specific. The record is from RefSeq and is a predicted model, not a curated record.